AUGCCUUCACAGACAUUUUUCCUCCUGGGAGAGGAUCUCUCCCUCACCAAAGACAUCGAUAUCGAUACUUCACAGUCGAUUGAUGAAGUAAAACUCUUGAUUGCUGCUCAUUUUGCCAUUGUGGAUCCAAUUGGUAUCAGCUUCCAGGGUAAAGGCGCUGUUCUUACAGAUACUUCGGAACUUGCCAGUGCAGUCGGUCCUGUGCCCAUUGCAAUUGACGGACAUGCGGUCCGUGAUCCGCCUUGCCCCAGGGCACUGCCUGUUGUUGGAACUUUCUUUGAAGUUUAUCCCGAUCAUCUCGGCAACCAUCAACGUCUUUUUGAGCAGUACGGCCCUGUAAUCAAGACAAACAACAUGGGUCGUGUCACUUACCAGACGAAUGACCCCAACAUCGCAUCCAUUGCAUUCUCCGAGUCCGACUUCUUUACCAAAAAGAUCAACGAAUCGCACCCGUUGUUUGCCCUGAAGACCCCGUCCGCUGGAGUUUUCCUCGGCGACACCGAUACCGAAGAGUGGCGGGUGGCCCACAAAUUUCUACCUCCUGCUCUCGGACCCAAGGCCGUUCGCCAUUAUGCUCCAAUAAUGCAGAAAACAGUUGAAGAUUCGUUCAAAGUCUUCGAUGAGCUUGAUGAGCAAGGAGAGGCCUGGAAUGUUUACCAGUAUAUGUUGAAGCUUGGCUCUCAAGCGGUCGGAAAGCUUACGCUGGGUUUGGACUUCCAGCAUUUCAGCUGUCCAGAUGCCCCACUUCAUGAAAUGGUCCACAAUAUUGCGGAGGUCCUUUCAUUGAACAAAAAGGUUACCUCCAAGGGCAAUUGGUAUGGGUCGCUACCAUUCGGUGACCCGAAGCGCCUCAGAAAUCUAAAGGCUCGUGUUGAAGAGAUUGUGGAUGAAUCUAUCCAGAGUGCCUCUAGAGCCGGGGUCGAUGAUCUUCCAUUACAAGAUGCAGCUUUAACUGCAAGCAACAUGGUUGACUAUGCUGUUCGGGCAACUGAUAGCAAGGGUGAAAAACUACCAAAGUCGAGUCUCAUCUGGGCUCUUGUGGUCGCUACAGGUGCCGGAUUUACUACCACAAGCUCUCUUCUGUCGUGGCUUAUCUACGGUCUCUGCACGUAUGAGGGUAUGCAGGAGCGACUUCUUCAGGAGCUGAUUGAUCAUGGCUUUGAUGAAAAUACCCAAAUGACAGCAGAGCUUACAGAUAAGCUCGACUUCCUCGACAAGUACAUCAAAGAAACUCAGCGCCGUCAUAACCCAUCAUUUCAACCAGGACGUACUGCGAAAGUCGAUCUCGUUCUCCCUGGAGGGUACAAACUGCCAAAGAACUCCGUCAUCAUUCCGGCGAUUCAUCAUAUCCACAACAAUCCGGAAAUUUGGGAUAAUCCUGCCCGGUUCAAUCCAGACCGCUGGGACACCGAAGAAGUGAAAAACAGACACAAGGCUGCUUAUAUACCAUUCGCCAUGGGCCCUCGGAUGUGCAUCGGGUUCAAUUUUGCUCUUCAGGAGAUCAAAGUCUUCUUACCAAAGCUCAUCUACCGGUACAAGUUCUCCCGGGAAGGCGACGGACCUAUUGAAUAUGACCCCAUGUUCCAGUUGAUCAGGCCAAACAACCUGUACGUGCGUGCGGAAAGACGUGUCAAAUGGCCACCAAAGUCGAGCAAGAGCAGCAGCGCCUAG
This is a messenger RNA of Penicillium verhagenii, 1671 nucleotides long. Its product is annotated as cytochrome P450. The transcript is spliced from 3 exons. Bases 1 to 1671 code for a protein of 556 amino acids. Gene Ontology annotation, molecular function: monooxygenase activity; heme binding; oxidoreductase activity, acting on paired donors, with incorporation or reduction of molecular oxygen. Lineage: Eukaryota; Fungi; Ascomycota; Eurotiomycetes; Eurotiales; Aspergillaceae. The record is from RefSeq and is a predicted model, not a curated record.